Perkinsus marinus ATCC 50983 is the source of this 903-nucleotide messenger RNA. RefSeq lists its product as hypothetical. Lineage: Eukaryota; Perkinsozoa; Perkinsida; Perkinsidae. Gene Ontology annotation, molecular function: O-methyltransferase activity. The transcript is spliced from 7 exons. The coding region runs from base 1 to 903 and encodes 300 amino acids. The record is from RefSeq and is a predicted model, not a curated record.
AUGGGAAUAGUUGUGCGUGCCGCGAGCCCGGCAGAAGUAGCUCAUGCCUAUCUGCUUGAACACGAAGGACCGACUGCUGAUGCCGUGCCGAGAUCGGGCAAGACUGCGGUUGGCGAGCUGAAGCCGGGGAAUGUCUAUCACCCCAACCCAGCUGACCAUCGUGCUGACUCUGGCAGCCUUGAUGACAGGCUGGUGGAGCACGUUGUGACAACAGCUGAGGGCGGGUCGUUGGAGAACUGCAUAAGGGAGGCUGAGGGCUUCUCGAAGCGGUAUGGAGGAGGCCUUACUCUGGGCGAUGAGAAGGGAGAGAUCAUCGCUUCUACCGUGGCCACGACUACGACCCCGAAGGAUCAAGACCGCCUGCAUAUCCUAGAAUUGGGCUCACAUAGUGGCGAUGGGACUCUGAGGUUUCUGAGUGGGGCUGGGAGGAGGAAGGUGUCGAUUGUCUCGGUCGAGGAGAAUCCUCAUUGGCUUCAACUGGGCAAACAGCUGGUCUCUCACGCCAUUCGAGAUCCUUCAACCGGCAAGGCCAGGCAUAGCAUUCGAUACAGGGCGAUGCUUUUGCCGGACGAUAUGACGGAUCUGAUCGAAUCUCUCCAGAGUUCAGGAAUGGCCAAAGCUGAUAUCGUGUUUAUGGACCAUGAGCCAAGUCACUUCAAACAGGACUUGGAAAAGAUGAUAGAACGAGGCUUCGCAGGGCCGGGCACGGUGGUCAUUGUGGACAACGCAGGCACCAAGGCUGCAAUGAUGAGGGACUAUCUCGACCUGGUUCAGAAAGCAGACGCUAUUUCUUCACCGACCGGUCUGGUGAGAUUCAACACGGUCUUGCGAAAGGUGUCAAAGCCGUAUUAUGACGCAUUGGCUGUUUCCCGGAUAGAGGAGGCCUCCUCUGAAGAGCUAUGA